AUGGUUGGCUCGUUGUUCACCAUGAAGUCCACCAAGCACCAGCCCAGUACACGUUUGAUGCGUACGACGGACGAUUCGAAACCGUUUGCCAAAGACAUGAAAGAGCUCUUUGCGACGUUGAUGGUCAGUCUGAAGCUUGGUCCGAAUCGCGUGCGUCUCUCCAAAAUCGACCACACAUUCACCAUCGAUGAAGCCAGUAUCAACCUGGGCUCGCUCAAAUUCACACAAUCAGCACGCAUGCCGGACCCAAAGAACCCCAACCGCAUAAUCACGACGACAUCUACAACCACAUUCUCAAUGGGUAGGGAAAUGGCUCGCUCGAUCCUGGUAGACUUCAUGCUUGCCCGGCUCGUGGAGCCGCUGAAUGGGACGAUCACGCAUCUGAGCAAGGGCACCGUCUGCCAGAUGACGCCCAAGGGGAUUGCCACCUUGCAGAUUUUCUGCAACCGAAACGGAAUCACAGCACCGCAUGUGGUUCGAGUACUUCAGUCGCCCCGGAACCGAAUGACCCUCCUCACCCUUGAGCGUGCGAUCGAUACUGACAAGGUGUUGAUUGACCGACAGACCAUCGAGGUGAUUUUCCGUCGCUUUGCUGGUGCCGAGGGGCCCAACGUCCGGCCGACCUCGUCAGAAUCCGACAAUAAUAAAGGAGAUAACAACAAUGGCGUGACUGGAGUAAAACUCUCGCGCGAUACUCGCGUGAAUGGGAAGCGAUAUGCAUACACAUUCAAUGGCAAAUCAGCCCUUGACUGGCUUAUGGACUGCUGCACGGUGAUUGAUGACCGUGAAACGACCCUGAUUUGCGAGCAAUUCAUCGCCCACGGACUCGUGGCUCUUAUCCAGCAUUAUGACAAGUCGCAAUUUGAAAAGUCAAGCAGCACAAUCGCCGAUGUUGGCUCAAGUAGUAGCCAGUUCGACUCGUCGCGCUACUCGGUAUAUGCCUUCACCUCGAGAGGGCUUAAAGUGUGCGGUUGGACCUCAGGAUCCCACAAGAAUUCAGAAGAUGAAAAAGCCAGCUCUGUGGUUGGAGUCCCAGUCUGCGGUGCAGACGUAUCCAACAAGGCUCGUCUUGACUACAUUCUGGCAGACCCGUCAUUGCGACUGCUCUUUCGCGAGUUUCUCUGUGCCUCGUUCUGCGAGGAGAACCUGUCGUUCUACUGCGAUGUGUCUGAGUUUAUCAACCGAUAUACCCGAUUGCAACAUUCGAAAGGCUUGGAACAUAUGCCAAAAGUGCAGGAAACUCUUGCUGCUGCUUACAGUCUAUACAAUGCUUUCCUGGCCCCUGGCUCCCCAUGCGAACUCAACAUCGACCACACCUUGCGCAACAAUCUGGCGUCGAAAAUGACCAACAUCAGCGGCGACGAGAAAAAUUUCGUGACUCAUCUUGCCGAAGUCGUGAAUCUGUUUGAGCUUGCUCAGGGAAGUGUCUUCAAGCUGAUGGCCAGCGACUCGGUUCCCAAGUUCUUUCGCACACCAAAAUACAUGGCCGUUUUACAAGAGCACGAGCUUGACCCUGCAGACUCGAGCAGUCGAUCCUCGUCACCCAGCACUGCAUCCAAAUCGACCGUGUGA
Talaromyces rugulosus is the source of this 1572-nucleotide messenger RNA. RefSeq lists its product as uncharacterized. The transcript is spliced from 4 exons. The record is from RefSeq and is a predicted model, not a curated record. Bases 1 to 1572 code for a protein of 523 amino acids. NCBI's taxonomy places the organism in Eukaryota, Fungi, Ascomycota, Eurotiomycetes, Eurotiales, Trichocomaceae. Gene Ontology annotation, biological process: intracellular signal transduction.